CAAACCCGCUUGAGAGUUGAGGUCAUAAGGAUUAAGGAUUGACGAAGGAUUGGAACGAAACCUUGUACGUGAGUAGCUACCCAUUCGAAUAGAGACGACUGCAGGAAACCAGGAGUGCGCUGCGCGUGAGUCCAGAAUCACUUCAUCCGGACGCGGAGAGGGCGGCCGCAUACCAGGAAAUUAAGUAGACCUUCGCUAGUUCGGCUUUGUGAUUUUGGCUGUUUUCUUGCACUGAUUAUUGAGGCUACAACAAACAGGCUGUCAAUUACACGAACUGGUGCCAAGAAUGGUUUCUGAAUUAAUUAAUGCUAAUCCUAUUAUUUAUGAGAAGAGGGAACGUAGAGCUCGGUGUACACCCGUUGAUAAGGAUGAAUCUGCUGUGGAACCUAUUGACCAAGAAGAAAUAUUUGAUCAUCUUAGAGACAUAAAAGAUCCAGAGCAUCCUUAUUCUUUAGAAGAGCUGAAAGUUAUUACAGAAGAUGCCAUUGAAGUAGACGACAACAGGAGUUAUGUUAGGGUAACAUUCACCCCAACUGUGGAGCAUUGCAGUAUGGCAACCAUCAUAGGCUUAUGCUUGCGGGUCAAACUCUUGCGUUGCUUGCCUUCUCGUUAUAAAGUUGAUAUUAAAAUUGCACCAGGAGCACAUGUAUCUGAAGUUGCAGUAAAUAAGCAAUUGAACGACAAGGAGAGAAUUGCUGCUGCUUUGGAAAGUCCUUACCUUGUAGACAUACUUGACGAGUGCCUUGCACCAUCUUAUCAAACUUGACAACGGAGACUUGCUGCUGCUUAUGAAUAUAUAGGAGAAUGGUACUUACUCUUUGGUACUUUGCUACAGACUAUACACUGCACAUCUUUGAUGCCUUCCUGUCUCAAGCUCCCUUCUCUAAAGGCUCAUCUUAAUCUUAUUACUGACGUCGAUUUUUUGAAAAAGGUUCAGUAUUUUGUAUCUUUGUGUUAAAAAAUGGCAAAGUUCAUAGCAUUUUUGUCUGUGGUUAAUAAACAAAUUAAACAACGAUUUAUAUAUUGUUCAGAAAUUCCCUACACUAGUCCAUGUACAUGGUUUAGGAACGUCUUAGUGUUCAUCUCCCACUGUUGUCAUCUAUUAAGAAUAUGGCAGCACACAACAAUGGGUAUUGAUAGAAAAUUGAGGAAUGGAUGACCCUGAACCUAAAUGCAUGAUGGUGCAUUUAUAUCGAGAUCCAUUUCUCUGAACAUUAGCGUGAUUUUAAUGGGGGAUUAUCUCACUCAGAAAAUGGACUUCAGUGUUUCAGGUUGAAUAAUUUGCAUUGCGA
Cuscuta europaea is the source of this 1292-nucleotide messenger RNA. The record is from the annotation of a GenBank genome assembly. Lineage: Eukaryota; Viridiplantae; Streptophyta; Magnoliopsida; Solanales; Convolvulaceae.